AUGGUUCCCGCAAGGCUGCAGAGCAGUGCUCUGCUUUACGCUCUCCUGUUCCUCGUCUCAGUGUGUUUGGCAAGCCCAUCGCAAUUGAAAGAACGUCAAGCAUACGCGUUGAUUGGCGAUGGAUUCGAAAAAGCCACAAGCACCCUCGGAAACUAUUACAACUACUGGCGCAAGUUGCCCAAUGGCACUUUCGACUUGACUCGUAGCGACCGAUCACCAGUCACUUCACCCAAGCUUCUGCCGAUGAUGGGCAGCAGGCCAUCGAUCAUCAUCGAACCUAACCGGACUGCUUUGGUCAUUAUCGACAUGCAAAACUUUUUCCUGCAUCCGGAUUUGUCUCCGAGUGCAAAGACCGGUCGAGCGGCUGUGCCGCCGACGGUCAAUAUGAUCAAUGGAUUUCGCAAACACGGAAUGAAAGUGCUUUGGGUCAACUGGGGCUUGACGGAGUAUGAUCUACUUACCAUUCCACCAGCUUUCAAGUCUCAGUUCAGUAGCGGGUCUGAUCUGGCAAACGACACCUUCGGCAGCGAUAUGGGCACUCUGCAGGAGAAUGGUUCGUCAAUCGCUGUCGGCCGGCUUUUGAUGAGAGGUUCCUGGAAUGCAGAGCCAUAUGGGAUCCUAGGCACCAUGAAAGACGAAGGCUUGGAAGCAGGCACGGAUCUGUGGUUCAACAAGAAUCGCCUGUCAGGACUAUGGGGACCGCAGACUCCGCUUGGACUGUGGCUGCAGGAGAACCAAGUGUCCACACUUUUCCUCGGGGGCGUGAAUGCCGAUCAAUGUGUCUGGUCUACGUUGAUUGACGCUUAUUUCAAGGGCUACGACGUGGUAUAUGUCGACGAUAUCAGUGCGACUACUAGCCCGGACUAUACACUCAAUAUGACGCGAUACAAUGCCGAUAGCGAUGGAUUCGUGGGCAAUACCACGGCUAUAUUGAAGGCACUGGGUUAA
Messenger RNA from Capronia coronata CBS 617.96, 948 nucleotides. RefSeq lists its product as uncharacterized. The transcript has 2 exons. Lineage: Eukaryota; Fungi; Ascomycota; Eurotiomycetes; Chaetothyriales; Herpotrichiellaceae. Bases 1 to 948 code for a protein of 315 amino acids. The record is from RefSeq and is a predicted model, not a curated record.